AUGGUGGCACGGGUGAUGCUCAAGCACGGUUAUGAGCCCGGAAUGGGUCUGGGCAAGGACGACCUCGGGAAUGCUGAUGUGGUCGACAUUAGGGGAAACCCGUACAAAUAUGGGUUGGGGUAUGAACCAGGGAUGCCGGGAAGGAGGAAUGCGCCGUCAAGACUCCGGGCAGAUAGGGCAUGGCCCGGCCAUGUUAGCCAAUGUUUCACCUGUGCCGGGAUAAUGUUCGAGGAAGAGGUGGCGGCAAUAAGAGAGGAGUCUCCACAAGACCCGCCAAGUCUCGGGAUCCACAAAAUUCAGAAGAAGCUCAAUGAAGUGGAGGAUUUAGCAUCUAAUAGAAGCCUAUCUGAUGAUGAGAUAAAGGCUAAGAGAGAAUUACAACAAGAAUUGUGGGAGGCCUCAAUAGCUUAUGAAUCUUUAUUAAGGCAGAAAUCUAGAGCUAAAUGGCUAAAAGAAGGGGACAGCAACUCAGCUUAUUUCCAUAAAGUCAUCAAUUUCAGAAGACAUUAUAAUGGUCUUCAAGGAAUUCUCAUUCAGGGUGAAUGGAUUCAGAACCCCAAUGAUGUUAAGAAGGAGGCUAGGGAGUUUUUGGCUGUUCCUUUUUCGGAUUUGGAGAUCAAAGAAGCAGUGUGGAGUUGUGAUGGGGACAAAUGUCCUGGACCUGAUGGCUUCAACUUCAAAUCCAUUAAAGAAUUUUGGGAAAUGAUGAAAACUGACUUCAGAAAAUUUGUAGAUGAAUUCCAUGUGCAUGGCAGCUUCCCUAGAGGCAGUAAUGCUUCUUUCAUAGCUCUAAUUCCCAAAACCAAACACCCCCAGUCAUUUGAUGACUACAAACCAAUCUCCUUGAUUGGAUGUAUGUACAAGGUGAUAGCUAAGUUAUUAGCAAAUAGAUUGAGACAAGUGAUAUUUGGUCUUAUUGAUGAGAGGCAGACAGCUUUCAUAAAAAACAGACACAUCCUGCAUGGCAUACUAGUUCUUAAUGAGGUGAUUGAGGAAGCUUGUAGAAGCAAAAGGCCAGCUAUGGUUUUCAAGGUGGAUUUUGAAAAGGCCUAUGACUCAGUCUCAUGGGUUUUUUUGGAUUAUAUGCUGCAAAGAAUAGGUUUUUGUCCCAAAUGGAGACACUAG
Messenger RNA from Glycine soja, 1125 nucleotides. RefSeq lists its product as uncharacterized. NCBI's taxonomy places the organism in Eukaryota, Viridiplantae, Streptophyta, Magnoliopsida, Fabales, Fabaceae. Bases 1 to 1125 code for a protein of 374 amino acids. The record is from RefSeq and is a predicted model, not a curated record. The transcript has 3 exons. Gene Ontology annotation, molecular function: nucleic acid binding.